AUGGAUCAGAUCAAGAAGCGCAUGGAAGCUCUCCGCGUCGAGGCGGAUGAGAGCAGCGCCCGCGCUGAGGAGCUCAAGGCCAGGGUCAAGCAGCUCGAGGCCGAGACGACACAGAAGGAGCAGGAGAUCACCUCGUUGACGCACAAGAACUCUGUGCUCGAGAGCGAGGUUGAGAAGCUUGAGGGGCAAGUCAAGAUCCACAAGGACGAAGCUGGUGCAGGCGCUCAAGCCGGCACUCAAGCCGAGAGCCUCCAGCGCAAGAUUCAAGUUCUCGAGGAAGAAGCUGAGGAGUCGGACAGGACGAUCCGCGAGCUCAAUGAGAAGCUCCGCCAAACCGACGUCAAGUCCGGCCACUACGAACGCAAAGUCCAGGCUCUCGAGCAAUCCCGCGACCAGUGGGAAUCCAAGUAUGAGGAGAUGGCCAAGAAGUACGCCGACACCAAGAAGGAGCUUGACGACUUCGUCAAGGAGAUUGGAAACAUCUAA
Bipolaris zeicola 26-R-13 is the source of this 486-nucleotide messenger RNA. RefSeq lists its product as uncharacterized. Lineage: Eukaryota; Fungi; Ascomycota; Dothideomycetes; Pleosporales; Pleosporaceae. The transcript is spliced from 3 exons. The record is from RefSeq and is a predicted model, not a curated record. Bases 1 to 486 code for a protein of 161 amino acids.